CUGUUUUCCUUUUGUUUAAGGUGUAGGUGAUAGAGGUGAGAACGCUAUGUUUAUCCCUGUGUGAUCCUCAGACUUUUAGUUUCUUCUGGGACUGAGUGUCAGAAGGGCUUUUGGUGAACAUCAGGGAAUUGGGAGGAAGUAGAGAUGGACAUGGCAAUGCAUGCGGAUAACCGAAAUUCGAGGCUAGAAAACACCAUUGGUGUUGUACAAAGGUUCCUGUGUUGCUCCUGCUUCAAGACGGGUGGGAACGACCACUUGGAGUACAAUCAGGAAAGGUCACAGAAUCCCAAAGCAGUUGUGGAUGAAGAGAACAUCCUUAUCGUUGUUGAAGAUUUGGGAAUAGACAACCCUGGAUUUAGCCUUUCGGAAGUUGAGCACUGCAGUCCACCUCAGCAGAUCUCCAUGGGCCGUUCUGCUAGUUCUGUGUCCAUGUGCCAAAGAGCAGCUCUGAAGAAGAAGCUCGCACCACUCUCCUCUUUACCGCUUCAGUCUAGAGUUAUCCAGAACAGUGAGGACGACUCUACUGUUGACUCUCUGCUGUACGGUUCUAGCAGCACUAAUGUUGGAGAUGGUAGUCUUCUUACUCCACCAGUCAUUAACCUCAUACCUCCGACACCUUCCGACGUAAUAGAUGAUGACCAGUUCUUUGACAUAAACUCAGAAGACGACAGUCUGCAGCAAACAUCAGGCAGCGAAGGAGUGGACAGUAUUGGCAGUGCUGCUAUGGGAGAGCAAGAGAGCGAGGAAGAUGUAGAUCAAGACUUGGAGUCUAAAGGUAAUCAUAAGACCGAAGAUGAAGAACAUCCACAAUUGGAGCCUCCAGAAGAAGAAACAGCCAAGAAGAAGACCAUAGACAAGUCUACAAUCCACUUCCUGCGUAGCACCUUUCAUGUACCCCCUCUUCCUGAAUACCCACGAAAAAGAAGCCUCAAUCCUGGAAUCAGUUUGCUGCAGUUCACUGAACAUAAUCUGGAUGACCUGAGCAAGAAUGACUGCAGCCAUGAGUUCCUAAAGGAAGAGUUGAGGCUACUACCGCUGAGCAGUAAGAUAAGCAUGUUAACACACCAAAAGAAACCUGCCACUAGGUCCUGUAGUUUGGGCGAUAGGGUGCCAAGAAGUCAUACCUUUCACUCCACAUGUCAAGAAAGAGAUGAAAUCCUUGAAGAUGAGGAAUCCCCACGCCAAAGGAGGAUAACUGUUGCAUCGUACAUUCCUCAGUCCAAAGACCACAAUGGAAAAAGUGUAGUGAAGUGGGAUUCUAAUGGGUACCAAAGAGCCAAAUCUUUAGCAGAGCUGAACACUGAGGAGGUUUGCCAGUGGUUUAGUAAUAUUGGUCUACAGAAAUGCCUGCCCUUCAUUAGAGAGGCAGAGUUCAGUGGAUCUCACAUCGCUUCUAUUGAUCUCAACACCCUCGAAAUCCUUCAAGUGUCCAAUCUGGAGGAGAGAGAGAGGCUGCUGUCUGCCAUUUACCAUGAGUUACACCCACCAAACUCCACCACCCAAAGACUCGACUCCCUUCUUGAAAGAUUUGGUCCACACAAUGUUGAGAAAUUCACAGCAGCUUUGGUUUCUAUGACCAAGUCAAAAUCUUCUCCUCAAGUUAGCAGCAUCAAUAUGAACCAAUGUUCAUUCAAAUUCAGACAGAAAGAACAAAAUGCAAGAUUUCAGAAAAACUCGCAUCUCAUUGAAAUCACAGUCAAUGUGUCAGAUCGAACAGUACAUUUAAGGACACCCAAAGAGACAAGUGUGGGGAAAGUGGUGGAGUCCUGUCUGAGGAUGCUGGGAAUUAAUGAAGACAAAGAUCACUUCAACCUGAAAAGCAGCGAAGAUGAGUUCCUCCCUGAGCAGCAGAUUGGAGAUUUGCCUGGCUCAGAGACGAGACUAAUGGAGCUUCACCUAUAUAGGAAGGAAUCACAGAAAGCAGGUCGUUUUUCAUCAGAUAACAACAUAAUUUGUACCACUGACAAUAUUCAGAGCAAAAACCUGCUAAACAACACUGGGAAGAUUCAAGAGCUAAAUCAACAGGUGGCCUCCCUUCAAAACGUCAUCAUACAGGUUCAGGAGCUUUACCAUGGUCUGGUAGCCUUCUGUUCAGAGCUGAAGAAGAUGGAGGGGGAGAUGGAUGCAGUGCAAACAGACAGCUUUGAAGUGAAGAGGCUUCUCAGUGAGGCCCAGGACAGUCUGCAGAAGAAAAGACAGAGCCUUCAAACACUCAGGGACAAUCUUAACACUGCACCAGAGCAGAAGAAUAAGCCAUCAGAGGUCCGACUUUUGGAGAAGAUGAGGCUAAACUGCCAGGUGUUUAAAGACGAGAUCACACUAGUCCACCUCAAUCGACAGGUGGUUCACCUGCGUGAAGUUCUGGAGAAGACACAGGCCAAGGAGAAAGCUGAGAGGAAGAGCCCUACUCUGACUCAGCUGGUCUCUUUGCAGUCUCCUGUCAUGCUGGUGGCCACCCAAGUGAAAGCAGACCCAGACGGUCAUUACGGUUUCUCUGUGGACUGGGUAGAGGGCCAGGGGCUGAUAGUGGUACAUAGUGAGGGUGCUAAUCUCUGCCUGAAUGACAGGCUGGUGGAGGUUAACGGAGUGAACGUCUUGAGGAGCAGUGAGGAUGAGUUGGAGUUGAUGCUUAAGACACACACUGCCCACAUUGUUGUUCUUCGCCAGCUGGCCCAAGAAAUUCCACAGGAAGACCCAUCUGCCUCCACUUCAGACAGAUUUCUGCUGUGAGGGAUCAACAGGACAUACAAAUGCUGCAGAAACAUCAAGCAAUGUCAACCAACUAAACACUGUCCAGAUUAAUACUUUAUUUCCUGUCUUACUGGAGGAACACAUUCAGACACACCUGAAUUGGUCAUAUUUUAUGUUUUAUCCCACUUAUUACCUUAAUGACAUUUGUCUUGAGAAGAGGGUUAUAUAUUCACCCUGCAUUACAGUCUUUGGGUCAUUUCGGGGCAGUUUCAUUUUUUGGGUGACUUCAUGUUUUCGGGUUUAUACAAAUGUUAAAGCCAUAGUCUCAAUUAAUGGGUGGAUCAGUCAAAA
Molecule: messenger RNA, 3042 nt
Organism: Carassius carassius (crucian carp)
Lineage: Eukaryota; Metazoa; Chordata; Actinopteri; Cypriniformes; Cyprinidae
Exons: 16
Coding region: 145-2730 (861 amino acids)
Molecular function (GO): protein binding
Source: RefSeq, a predicted model, not a curated record